Molecule: messenger RNA, 1062 nt
Organism: Bombina bombina (fire-bellied toad)
Lineage: Eukaryota; Metazoa; Chordata; Amphibia; Anura; Bombinatoridae
Gene: SPAG16
Product: sperm associated antigen 16
Exons: 10
Coding region: 58-1062 (334 amino acids)
Biological process (GO): axoneme assembly
Cellular component (GO): axonemal central apparatus
Source: RefSeq, a predicted model, not a curated record
ACAAGCUACUACACGGCGGCGACCCGAGCACCUGCAACUGCGGCAAAGGAACGAAAAAUGGAUAGUUACUACUUGGAACAGGUUACCAUCACUGAGGGAUCCGAAGAUGAUUACCAGUAUGAGGAGAUCCCAGCUGAUGAUGAUUUCAGUAUUUCAGAAGGAGAUGAAGACCUUUCAAGGACAUUGAAAACCGUUCAAGAGCAAGCUGAGGACAGUCAUGUUCUUGCAUCCUUGCAGACCUCACAAAUACCAGUGGCUCACAGACCUGAAGUGGUGGAUGAUUUUGUCCGUAAUUUUUUGAUCAAAAUGGGGAUGAUGAAAACCUUGGAAUCAUUUCAGAUGGAAUGGUAUGAGAUGAUGGAAAAGGGCCUCUUGCAAUCAGAAGGUGCAGGACUAGUUCCAGAUGUUUAUGCUCAGAACCAGAUUUUAGCUACAGAGAUAAAGAAUUUAAAGAAGGAAGUGGCAACAUAUAAAGCAGCUGCAAGUAAAGCUAAGGAAUCUAUGAUAAAACUGCAGAAAGAGCGAGACUUUCACCGAAUGCAUCACAAGCGUGUCGCUCAAGAGAAAAAUAAGCUGAUUAAUGACAUCAAAAGACUAAAGAUUCACUAUGCAUCAUAUGAGCCACUUUUGAGACAGCUGCAUGAGAAAUAUCAGACAGUCCUGCGGCAGAAGAUGUUGAUCACCCUGGAGCGAGACAGAGCUGUUGGCGAGGUGACGGGUCUGCAAGCAACUUUAAAAACCCUUGAUUCUGGCAGUAAUUUGGAAUUGUCUUUGAGAAAAGAUGAGAUCAUACACAAAAAACAGAGUGGGUCGACUCAAAAAGCAAUUCAAGAGGCUAGAGAAAAAGAGCUUCUGCAGGAGGGGAUAUCGCCAUACAACCCAGCCAAGGAUCCAAAUAAACAAAUAGGAAAGAGACACCCAAAGGACUCAGAAUUUCCUCGGGAUAACAGAGUUAAUCCUCGCCUAUCUAUGUUGAAAGGGAAGACCAGCCACCUCCUCAAAACAGAUGCAUUUCGUUUGGAAAAAACUUUGAAAGUGCAUGAACUGGCAGUGAGCAGGUAG